AUGGAAAACCAAUUCCCACUUCUUCUUCUCCUUCUCCUCUCAUCUUCAACUCUCACCUCCCAAUCUCCAAAUGCAGCCCCUAACCCUUCCCCUGCCCCCAUCAAGGCCGUCAAUCUCGGCGGCUGGCUCGUUACCGAGGGCUGGAUCACCCCCAACCUGUUCGACGAAAUUCCCAUCAACAAUGAUCUCUUGGAUGGAACUCAGAUCCAGCUCAAGUCCAUCACCAAGAACAGCUACCUCUCCACCAACAGUAGCGUUAGCCCAACCAUCACUGCAAACCAGUCUUCUCCUUCGGAGCAGGAGACAUUCAGACUAUGGCGGAUCACUGAAACAAUGUUCCAGUUCAGGGUUUUCAACUGGAGAUUCUUUGAGCUUGAUGAAGAUGAGAAUUUAGUAGCGAUUUCGGCCUCGUCUAACGACUCGGAUUCUUCGCAUACUUUUGAGGUGGUGAGGAACAAUGACGAUCGCAAUAGAAUACGCAUCAAAGCGCCUAAUGGCUCUUUCUUAGAGGUGAAGCCUGAUGGGUUGGUGAAGGCAGAUUGUUCAGAGAGAACUGAUUGGGGAGAUGAAGAUCCUUCGAUAUUUCUGCUGACUAAUGUGAAGCAGCUACAAGGAGAGUUUCAGGUCACUAAUGGCUAUGGAACUGAGCAUGCGCCGGCGGCGAUGAUGAAGCAUUGGAAGAACUUCAUAGUGAAAGAUGACUUUAAGUUCAUGUCGGAGAAUGGAUUGAAUGCGGUGAGGGUUCCGGUGGGGUGGUGGAUAAGAUUCGAUCAGAGCCCGCCUCACCCCUUUGUUGGGGGAUCACUGCAGGCAUUGGACAAUGCCUUCUCCUGGGCAGAGGAAUACAACAUUAAGGUAAUCAUAAAUCUUCAAGCCGCACCCGGAUCACAGAACGUCUGGGAUCACAGCGGAACGAGAGAUGGAUUACAAUCAUGGGGUAAGACCAACGAUACCAUCGACGAAACGAUCGCAGUGAUCGACUUCCUCAUGUCGAGGUAUGCCAAUAGAACAGGACUUUAUGCAAUGGAGCUAUUGAAUGAACCAUUGGCUCCCGGAGUCACACUUGACAGCUUGAUGAAAUACUACAAGGCUGGUUAUGAACUGAGGAAAUACUCCGAGGUGUUUGUGAUAAUGUCGAACCGAUUGUCUAUUAGAAAUCCAACAGAGCUCAUGAAAUUUGCGAGCGGAUUUUCUGGAUCAGUUAUUGACGUCCAUUACUACAACGUCUUCUCAAAACCUUUUGAGAAGAUGUCGGUGGAGCAAAACAUCAACUUUGUGAAGAAAUACCGAGCUUCGGCCAUUGAUUACUUAACGGUUCCUAAUGGCCCUCUUAUCUUUGUUGGGGAAUGGACAAAUGAAAUGGAUGUGAGUGAUGCAUCCAAAGAUGAUUAUCAGAGAUUCGGGGCGGCACAGCUUGAAGUGUAUGGUAAGGCGACGUUUGGGUGGGCAUAUUGGACUCUGAAGAAUGUUCAAAACCACUGGAGCUUGGAAUGGAUGAUACAAAAUGGAUACAUAAGUCUAUAAAAUAUUUAUGCGCAUUUACAUACAUCC
This is a messenger RNA of Phalaenopsis equestris, 1551 nucleotides long. Its product is annotated as probable glucan 1,3-beta-glucosidase A. Gene Ontology annotation, cellular component: actin cytoskeleton; cytoplasm. NCBI's taxonomy places the organism in Eukaryota, Viridiplantae, Streptophyta, Magnoliopsida, Asparagales, Orchidaceae. Gene Ontology annotation, biological process: cell migration; actin filament bundle assembly; establishment or maintenance of cell polarity. The record is from RefSeq and is a predicted model, not a curated record. Gene Ontology annotation, molecular function: hydrolase activity, hydrolyzing O-glycosyl compounds; actin filament binding.